UGCCUCCUUCCACCCCAAUCAUCGCCAUCAUAUUCAUCUCACACCCUCGAUUCGCAUAGCCUGGCCCGGAGAGCAAGCCAGCAAUGUACAACGGCAUCGGACUUCUCACCGCUCGAGGCUCGGGCACCUCUGGCCACAUCACCAAGAACACCGCCCACCUCCGCGUACGGGACGACUCCUACUCCAAGCGACCCUCCUCUUCUUCCAAUUCCGACAACUUCCGUGGCCGAGGAGGAGAUGAUGAUAGAGCACAGCAUCGUCAACCUGACCAGGCAAUACUGGACCAUGAGCGGAAACGAAAAGUGGAAGUGAGAUGCAUGGAGCUCAGGAUUGAUCUUGAAGACCAGGGCGUAGACGAGGAAGAGAUCGAGGAGCGCAUCUCCAAGUUGCGCGAACAGCUCAACGCAUCCCUCGCUACGCCUGCCGGUAGCAGAUUCGGUCAGCUUACUCGAGAGGAGACAAAAGCGUUGCGUCCUUCGGAUACACAUGCCAGACAGGCGGCCAAAGUCAAGGAGACUGAGAGCUUCGGGAGAGCGCUGGGAAUCAGGUCCGACUACCAAGAAGGACAGGCAUUCGACAAGGACUACCAGGAAAAGAGGAGGAUAGAGAAGCAGGAGGAGUGGCAGAGGAGAAAUGAAGAGAGACAGCAGAGAGAAAGGGAGAGGCAGCAGGCCUGGAAGGACAGACAAGAAGAAUUGCUCAAGAGACGAGAGGAGCAGGAGAAAGAGAGAAAGCGAUUCGAGCUAGAGCUCGAAGAGAAGAGGGCAAGCGGCAAAGCAGCGGAUCCGCUACCGCAGAAGGAUGGCAGGCCUACGAGCCGUCGUCGAUCUCCUUCUCCGCCUGCCACUAGGCGACAAAGACGACGGUCAUCGCUGGACUACGACUCACGAAGCCCAACCCCACCUCCCCGCUCCCGGAAGAGGAGAGGCUCAAGCUAUGACUCACGCUCUCCCUCUCCACCGCCUGCCCGAAGGAGAGACACCCGUCGAAGCAGGAGCUACACUCCCUCCAACUCAGACUACAGUCGCUCGCCCAGCCCUCGUCGCGCCCCUGUCGGUAGCUCAAAGCGCAGAAGACGAUCGCCCAGUGAGCGAUCCUUCUCGAGAAGUCCAUCGCCCGCUCCAGCCAAAGUUCGAGCAACGGCGCCCAGCCGCGGUCGCAGCCCAAGUAGAAGCAGGAGCAUAAGUAGGAGCAGAUCGCCCUACUCGCGCUCUCGAUCUCCCCUCCCACCACGAAGAAAAGGAGCAGCAGCAGCAGCAGGAACAUCGGAUGUAAGACGUCGACCCAUGCGCUCGCCUUCCCGCUCGCGCUCACGCUCCUAUUCAGAAUCUAGGUCACGAUCACAAUCACGAUCACGCUCGCGAUCCUACUCUCGCUCGCCUUCACGCUCACACUCGAGAUCGAGGUCAGAAUCGAGGUCUCCUCCGCCUCCGCGGAGGGCGGCAGCGGCGAGGCGAGACUCUCCUUCGCGAUCGCGAUCGCCAUCUCGUUCUCGAUCCCGUUCGCCGAGCCCUCCUCGUCGCCGAUGAGCAAGAGCAGAGUCAAUGGCUUGUAGGGAGUUCGAAGGCAUUGAAUGAGGUAGCUGGAGGGAGUUGUGUCAGGGAACGCCCUGCAACCCGCGGGCUACAGCUAUUGUUUGCGCACUUUGUCCCUUCUCAUAGCGGCGUUAUCAUACCAUGUCAAUCUCACUCAUGCAUUCUCAUCUCACGCCUGACUCGUACACUUCA
Messenger RNA from Microstroma glucosiphilum, 1727 nucleotides. RefSeq lists its product as hypothetical. The record is from RefSeq and is a predicted model, not a curated record. NCBI's taxonomy places the organism in Eukaryota, Fungi, Basidiomycota, Exobasidiomycetes, Microstromatales, Microstromataceae. Bases 84 to 1529 code for a protein of 481 amino acids. The transcript has a single exon.